UUCUCGUGCUGAAGUCUCGCGCAUAUCUGGCAGCCACAGUGAGGCGCAACGAAAACUGAAGCAGCGACUGGAGAGACGAGAGGGGAACCAACGGCCCUUCGGCUGAGCAUAUUUGGAUUUGGGCGAAAGAAGCGUCGAUUAAUAAAAUGACCAGAGGAAACCAACGUGAGCUUGCACGCCAAAAGCAUGCCAAGAAACAGAAUGAAAUGGGGAAAGGGAAAAGGAAUGAAGAUGGGCUGUCUGCUGCUGCUCGGAAGCAAAGGGAUGCUGAGAUAAUGCAACAGAAGCAGAAGAAGGCGGAAGAAGGAGGGAAGGGAAACUCUAAGUCCAAGUAAAGAAAGAUGUCUGAGGCUCAUUCAACUCAGUGUUUCAGAAACAUCCCAUGUUCAGCAUUCUUCCUGAUAUUUAUGAGAAUGGAUCGUCAUUUUUGUCCAGACUCAAGAAUCUAGGAUCCUACAUUCUUCCCUAUGGCAAAUGACAUUGCUUGUUGGAUUUGUUAUUUUACUUGGUAAAAUUAUGUCUGAGCAAGGUAGUGAUUGUCCCACGUUGGUGCUGCAUGCUAAGGAGCAUCAGUGGUGUAGGCAGCAGGAGAAAGAUGAACAAUUUUUGACACAAACAUCUGUGUAACAAUUGUGUAUUUUUGUACAAAAACGUCCCCUGCUGGUUUCAAAUAAAGUGUAUCUUUUUAGUUCA
Molecule: messenger RNA, 693 nt
Organism: Cheilinus undulatus (humphead wrasse)
Lineage: Eukaryota; Metazoa; Chordata; Actinopteri; Labriformes; Labridae
Gene: serf2
Product: small EDRK-rich factor 2
Exons: 3
Coding region: 147-335 (62 amino acids)
Source: RefSeq, a predicted model, not a curated record